Oryza sativa Japonica Group (Japanese rice) is the source of this 8717-nucleotide messenger RNA. RefSeq lists its product as uncharacterized. NCBI's taxonomy places the organism in Eukaryota, Viridiplantae, Streptophyta, Magnoliopsida, Poales, Poaceae. The record is from RefSeq and is a predicted model, not a curated record.
AUGUCAACACUGUCGUUUGUGUACCCCGGCCGGUCCUGGACGGGGAUUUUAAUGCACAUUCUGCUUGGAAUUCUAUUCGGGAAUUUCUGGGCGUGACAGGGACGGAGCGCCAUUACGCCCCCUCCCGAAAAGGCACAAGAGGAAGAUGCAGAGAAGAAAGCCAGAGGAAAAGCAACAUUAAAGUCGAUAAUCGUAGCCCCGGCGAGAGCUACAAGCAAGUUUCAAAUCGAGGCAGAAGAACAAUAUCUUUCAUCAAAAUGGCAAGCGGUAAAACCAAAGUUUUGGUGGCGGAAGCGCCAAAAUCCUUCUUCGUCAACCUCUCAGGCCGUCUUCAAUCGCCCAGCUGCCUCCUUCAAUCCACUAAAUCUCAGAGAAAAAUUCAAGGAGAUCUUGCACGGCAAGUGCUUCCGCUGCCUCGCUUCAGAUCACCAGGCAGCAGCUUGCAGGGAUCCCAUCCGCUGCUAUACUUGUAGACGCAGUGGACACAUCUCCUUCCGCUGCCCAAACAAAUCAAAGCAACCCAUUCACUCCCGCCUCACCUUCCCCAAGCAAGCCCCCUCCAUUCAAUCCCAACUCAUCUUCCCACCGCUUCCCAGCAAGAACCAACAGCAACCAACAACGACCCGCCCUGGUUCGGUUUUCCAUCGUUUGCACAAGCCAACGGUGACCAUGGAUCACAUACCUGGUCUACCGAAUCAACGGCCGGCGGUCGGCUAUGCAACGGUGCCGAUGACGGAGCUCAUGCAGCACGAGCUGGAGCGCCUUCGCUUUCAUGGCGCACUCAUCUCGGCCGAGGUUGAGGGACAGGAGACGUCCCCUAGGGAGGUGGCACGUGCACUGACCCAGCAGGUUGGGAUCCCCAUCUCGGACCUGCGAGUGACGCGCCAUCACCCGGAAGAUUUCUUCGUCUUCUUCGAUUUCCCAGAGGGGCAGGCCGCGGCAACGCGGAGAGGCUUCAUCACUCUGGAUGGAGGAAGGUUCACCAUCACGCCAUGGAGCGCCGACAGGCAUGUGCACCACCCGAACUGGUGGUUUCGCGUGCGGCUCUGCCUGGAGGGAUUGCCGCAGUACGCAUGGAACAGGGCGGGAUUGGAGGGCGUCAUGGGUCCCAUCUGCCUCUUCGAUCGCAUCGAGCAUGAGUCGGUUCAGCGGCAGAACAUGGCCAUCUUCUCAUGCUGGAUGUGGAUGCGGAAUCCUGACCUCCUGCCACGAAUAGUGAUCUCCACCUUCUUCCCGCCGGAAGCUGGGCGUGUCACCUCCGGCAUCACACCGCCGCUUCCGGACGAGAUCGCGCCACCGCCGAGGGGGAGGCUGCCGCAUGUCAUAGUCCAUCUGGACGAGAUGGAGGACUGGACUCCAGGACCGCCCCAUCCGCCCUGCUCGCCUUCUUCCGGCGUGAGCGGACUUCCCUCCUCGGACUCGUCUGAUUCGGGAGGCCCGAUACCCACGGUGCGCACCUUCCAGUGGUACCUGGGCUGCGCCGACGGAACCCAGCCUCCUCGGCAACGGGCGGCAGUGAGGCGGGGAUGCAGGGCACUGCCGCAGAGAAGAGAAGACCCAGAGGAUGAUGAGGAUGACAACGGGCGGCGGCGCCACGCUGAGGAUAUUCCACCACGCCGCCGCUCGCUGCGCGAUGUCAUCAUUGGAAGGGACUGGUCGGUUGAGUCGCGGGCGGCGGAAGGGGCGCGGCACUGGAGCCGCACGCCGCAUCCUUCCGGCCGCCAGCGAGCGCACGGCGAUGGGUGCCAAGGCCGCUCACGAACCAGGCACAGCUCCCGAUGCUCCUGCCGCUGCAGAUCCCGUCGCACGCGCUCCCCAAGCUCCUUGACUCCUCGCGGUCAGGACGGCACCGGCGAUGCAGGCGGCGCGACGACCAAGGUGGUCGCUGUUAGUGGCCAGGCUGAUGGCGACCAGCAGCCAGUCGACGCUCUCGUGAGUCUUCCUGACCCUCUGAUCAAGAUCCUAUGCUCCUCACCCCUGCUCCCCUUCUCAGAUGACCAGGGGGACCACGACCCGAUGCUGCCGCUCCUGGCAGAGAUCGCUCCCAAGUCUUCACGGGAGGCGGAGAACGAGACGAAGAGGACGGGUGGGGAAGAACCGAUACUGGGAGAGGAUAAGGUGGCGUCGGCAGCUGAGUUGGGCCAGGAGAAGAUGGGCCAUCUCGUCCCAGAUGCGCAGCAGGCCCCCAAGAUGGACCUCCUCGCUCAGUCCACUGGAGAUGACGAGGCCCAAGCUUCCACAGGAGACCAGCCCACCCUGGUGCAGCAGGCCGACUGCGAGGAGCAACACCAGGCCACGGUCCAGACUCAGCCCAUCCACGGAGGAGAAGGUGAACGUGAAAAGGUCGUCUUAUCUCCUCUGUUCUCGCAGCUGCAGCCGCCGAUCAUCCUGCAGGCGCCGCUCGAGCUGGCGCCGCCCGGCGCGGCCAAGACGAAGGGGUGCGGACGCAAGGUGGUGCAGAUGCCGUCGCGGCGGAGCGGCCGUAAGGCGCGCUUCUCGUCGGUGCCGGUGUCUAAGCGCGCAGAAGUGCGCCUCAUGGAGGAGAUGGGGCUGCUCACCCCGGGUGAACCGGUCGUGGAUGCGGUGGUGGAGGCUUAUGCAAAGUCCUUCGACACACCGCUUCCGUUGCAUGUCAUCGCCGGUCUGCGGGCGCUCACACUCCUGGAUGGAGUGCACGACAUGCCGGUGCCAGGAGAGAAAGGAACCACCGCAACGGCGGUGGUCUGAGGCGCGCGCUGCCGCGCCCUGAGAGAAGUCGUCAGCAGUCAUGAUUGUCCGCAUCAGUAUUAGAGCUGCAGAAAUGGUCUUCCAUCAUCAUCUGCAUGUAUCCUUUACAUUUCUCUGCGGCCUUAAGCCGCUGCUCGCUGUAUGGUCGAUGCGACUAGCGCUCCCAUGCAGCAACGGCCGUAAGCCGGAGCUCCUUAGUCGGUUGAUGCGAAUAGCGCUCCCGGUAGACACCGGCCUUCAGUUGGUUAGUAGCAGAGUAGACAGGCUAGAAGAUAGUGAAAUUGCUUCUACAUGGUCAUGUUUGGUUUGUAGUUGUAGGUCAUGGAAGAAAAUAUGUAGCCCUCUAUCUGCUUAUGAACUAAUUCAUUUGGAAAACACUAUGGGAUCGAUCCUUUUGGAAAAAAUUGUGUGUUAUACUUCGCUCAAAUGUUACAACAUAUGAGAAUUCUCAAUUGGAAUGUUCGCGGACUAAAUAACCCAGCACGAAGAGAGGCAGUCCUCGAAGCAGCCGAGCUGGCCAGAGCAGGCAUCCUGUGCUUGCAAGAAACAAAAUUAAGUAGUAUAAACCAAUGGAUCGGCAAAGAGAUUGGGGGAAAUAGGUUGUCGAACUUCAAUUUCCUUCCUGCCAAUGGAACUCGUGGAGGAAUUGCCAUCUUCCGGGAUGACACAAUUGUUAACAUGGCGAAUUUCUCCCAAGGAACACACCAUCUUUCGGCGAUGGCAAUGACCAUAACUGAUAACCUCAGCUUCAUCAUCACAGUAGUUAAUGGACCCUCAGAAGACUGUGACAAGGAAAAUUUCCUCGCUGAAUUAGUCGCAGCCAAGCCACCAACAGACACGCCAUGGUUGGUCAUGGGGGACUUCAACAUCAUAUACGAGGCUAGGGAUAAGAAUAACCAGAAUUUGAACAGGCGUCUAAUGGGGCGCUUCAGGUCAACCUUAAAUACUUUGGAGCUAAAAGACAUUAGAUUGCAAAACAGGCAGUUCACUUGGAGUAAUGAGCAGGGAAACCCGAUUCUAAGCAAAUUAGAUAGGAUUCUGAGCAAUAGUGAGGGAGAUAUUCUUUUCUCUGGGCAUUCCUUGCUAGCACUAUCCACAUCCUGCUCAGACCACUGUUAGUUGCUGCUAGCACCAAUGCAAGAACCAAAGAGGAAACCGAGGUUCCGAUUUGAAAAUUUCUGGAUUAGAGUGGAAGGUUUCCUAGGCGUCGUAACCCAGGCUUGGAACGAGCCUAUCCAGGAAGGUCACCCCACUUGGCGGCUAAGUCAAAAGCUUAGGAACACUGAAGCAGCCUUGAGGAAAUGGAGCAAGCAAAAGUUUGGGCAAUCAAAAUUACAAUUCGCUAUGGUACAAUAACUUAUCUAUAGGCUGGAUGUAGCCCUGGAAACAAGAACUCUGAUAGCAGAGGAACACCAAUUCAGGAAAGACCUCAAGAUAAGAAUUCUAGGGCUAGCAGCGGUGGAAAAGGCGAGGAAGAAGCAAGCAUCUAGGGUAAAAUGGCUAAAAGAAGGUGAUGCUAACACAAGGUUCUUCCACAUAAAGAUGAAUGCUCGAAGGAGAAAAAAUUUCAUUCAUUGCUUGCAGCAAGAUGGAAAUACCCUGCACACACAUGAGGACAAAGCAGCUCACCUUCAUGCCCACUUCAACUCAAUCUUAGGGACAAGACGACAGCGUGGCUGCACAUUAAAUUGGGAAGCAUUAAGACUGAGUACAAUACAAGAUGAUAGCAUGGAUGAGCCGUUCACAGAGGAUGAAAUCUGGGAAGCAAUUAAAAACUCUCCAAAGGAAAAAGCGCCGGGCCCAGAUGAUUUCACUGGAGCUUUCUACAAGAACUGCUGGCACAUAAUAAAAAAGGAAAUUGUGGACGUUUUUGCAAGCUUUCACAACCUCACAGGGGGGAACUUUGGAAGCAUCAACAGGGCCAUGAUAACACUGCUGCCGAAGAAAGACUCACCACGCUCGAUGAAUGACUUCAGACCCAUUAGUCUGAUCCACUCCGUGGCGAAGCUUAUAUCCAAAACUUUGGCAAUGAGACUGGCAGCACGGCUUGGUGAUUUGGUCUCGCAUGCCCAAAGUGCUUUCAUCAAGAAGAGAUGCAUACAAGAUAACUUCCUCUAUGUGCGCAACAUGGCCCGGUCCUUGCACAUGCAACGGAAACCAUCCCUCUUCUUCAAGUUGGACAUAACAAAGGCAUUUGAUUCGGUAUCUUGGGAAUACCUUGUCGAAAUGCUGCAGUGCAGAGGCUUUAGUCAGCACUGGAGAAAUUGGAUUGUGCUUCUCCUAUCGACUGCAUCAUCCAGAAUUUUACUCAAUGGGAUAGCGGGAGAACCAACUACACACAGGCGAGGCCUCCGGCAGGGUGAUCCCCUCUCGCCCUACCUCUUCAUCCUAGCAAUUGACCCGAUUCAACGACUACUCAAUAAGGCCACGCAAGAGGGGCUUCUAUCUCCGUUAUCAAACCGAGCAGCGCGGUUCAAAAUAUCCUUAUAUGCUGAUGAUGCAGCGAUCUUUAUAAACUCGAUCAGGAAUGAUGUCAACAACUUGAUUAGCAUCCUCAAGUUCUUCGGCGAGGCCACAAGCCUUCAAGUGAAUCUGCACAAGAGCUCGGUCGUGCCCAUCAAAUGCGCAGAGCAGAACCUAUCCGAGGUGUUGGAAAAUUUCAAUGGACAGCGGGGCAAUUUUCCCAUAACAUAUUUGGGAUUGCCGCUCACCCCAGGCCACAUCAAGAGAAUACACUUGCAACCGGUGAUGGACAAGUUGCAAUCAAGGUUAGCGGGAUGGAAAGGGAAGUUAAUCCAGCAAUCAGGGCGGAAGACACUAGUCACGUCUGUUCUCAGCUCCAUACCAACCUACUUCCUUACCGCCUUAAAGCCGCCUAAACAGUUUCUCACAGACAUGAACAAGAUUAGGAAGAAAUUCCUCUGGGCCGGCGAUCAAGAGAUUAGCGGGGGGAAGUGCAAAGUGAAUUGGAAAAAAGUAUGCUCCCCAAUAAAGAUGGGAGGACUAGGCGUGUUGGACCUUGAUAAAUUCGCGAGAGCUUUGAGACUCCGUUGGCUAUGGUUUGAGUGGGAGUGCCCUGACAAACCUUGGGUUGGGACAACACCCCCCUGCGAUGAGUUAGAUGAGCAAAUCUUCGCGGCCGCAACAAAGGUAACAAUCGGUAAUGGGCGGAAGGCAAAAUUUUGGACAUCCAACUGGAUUGGCCACCAGCCACUGAAAUACCUAGCGCCAGCGCUGUUCAACCACUCUAAAGGAAAGCAACGCUUGGUUCAGGAUGCGUUAACCAAUGACAAAUGGAUUGAGGAUAUUAGGCAUGAGCUGUCCAUGCCACUGAUCCGAGAAUUCUUCGCAGUGUUCCGCCUUAUCUGGGAUAAUGAGACAAACCUAGAGGAAGGAGUUGAAGACACCAUCAUCUGGAGAUGGACAAAUACCGGUAAAUACACAGCAAAAUCGGCUUAUUUAGCCCAAUUCGUCGGUAGAGAAGACUCAAGGGCCGCCACCUUGAUUUGGAAGAUAUGGGCGCCAUCCAAAUGCAAAAACUUUGCAUGGCUUGUCCUGCAAAACAGGAUAUGGACAUCCGACCGCUUGCAACUCCGACAAUGGCCCAAUAACUAGUUUUGCCAACUCUGCUAUAAGAACUUGGAGAUGGCGCAACAUUUAUUCAAGGAUUGUCCAUUCACGCGAGAAAUUUGGGACAAAAUAAUGGCUAGGAUGAACCACAACCAACCCUUCCCGGUGCACAAUCCGGACGAGAGCCUAGUUGACUGGUGGGAAUCAAGAACAAAGCAACAAAGCAAAUGUCAAAGUAAGGGGAUGCAGUCACUACACAUGCUCUUGAGUUGGGAAAUCUGGUGCGAGAGGAACAGACGAGUUUUCAAAGAUAAAGAAUUUCAAAUCCCUCAACUAACGGCAAGAAUAAUAGACGAAAUACAUACAUGGUCAGCAUGUGGGGCAAAAAAUCUUGCGAGAAUAGCGCCUUAACCUCUCAUCCUUUGUUGUAAUUUUCCUUUUUUCUGCUCUCCUCCCCCCUGUCUUUCCCCUUGUCACCAUUGGUGGCAUUUGUACAUUGCUUAUCUUCUAAAAUAUAAAACCAGCUAAGCUGGCUAAGGUUUCAAAAAAUAUUAAAUUAAUUUCAUUAAGAUUCACCAUAAAAUAUGUCUUGAUAGUGUAAUUAUUUGUUAUUGUAGAUGUUAAUUAUUUUUCUAUAAAUCUAGUGAAAGUUAGAACAUUUUAAUUUAGGACAAAAUUAAAACGUGUCACAAUAUGGAACGGAAGGAGUAUCAGACUUUGUUAAUUUGGCUUACAAAUCUGCUUCUUAGUUCAUGUUUUUUCAAAAAAAAGGAAAAUCCCACAUGAUAUAUCCAGUUAUAUGAGGAAUUUAAUUAUUUUCUUUGGAAUUCUUGGAUCCAAAUUUCCAUGAGAAAUUAUACUGUGGUACCACAUGGCAAUAUAGUAUUUUAGUCAAAUUAUUUUCAAAUUUUCUCAUGUGCCCCAGUCUUGUACUAGAUCAGGAACGUACAUGUAUCGCGGAGGAAACUGGCACCGACAAAGACUGGUAGACUUGUUGUUCCUCCACAAGAUUUCCUUGACAAUAAUAACAAUCUCCGUACGCUACCUACAGUUGGUGAACGGUCUGGUUAAUUAAUUAAUUAGCACCUAACUAGGGUGUGAUAAGACGUCCAUUUUUAAUAAUCCCAUUAACUACUAUUCUCAAAUCUCAAUUUCAAAUACGAGUUGUUUUCAACUUGUCCAAAGUAAUUAAGAAAAUAAUUUAAAUAGCUUUGUUGCCCUUCAUUUAUAUGACAAUAGAAAAUACUAUAUUUAUAUAUAAGAGAGAGUAGCAUUUACUUGGACAAGGUUAAACACAAGAGACAAGACAAAAGAAGUGACUGAAGUUUUAAAACAACUUGUGUUCAGAAAAGAUUUAAGAAGGUUCAAAUGACUUACUUUUGGAAUAGGCGAGAUCAACAAUUUAGGAUUAUUCUAUGCUAUUAAAGACUAAACCCUCUAACAUAGAGCCGAAAAACUGAAUCCUUUUAUAACAAAUUUUAGCGUUCUAAACAGACGCACGUAAUGGUAGCUUGUUUAUCCAACAUGGCUAGCCCACGACUGCCUAUAUGGUACACCUUUGUUGACGAAAGCCCAUUGGUGAAUUUUUGAUUCCGUGACAGUGGAUGGUGAUACAAAAGUGAGGAUUUCUCAAGAUCCCAACUCAUGUAGUUUAGUCCACUGAUGCAGAUUCCAAGAGAGCUUUUCUCUCCCUCACCACGCCCCUAAUCAUUGCCAUUAGUUUAAUUCCCAAACCUGAGGUGUACCCCUCAUUCGCUGCCCUUAUUCCCCUCCACCCCCCGAUUGCUUUUCUGCCAAUGAGAAGUGGCAAGUGCCUGUCACUUGUCAAGUAGAGAGACUAGAGACUAGGCUGGACUGCCCUCAUCUUCUCUUCCAUUUCUCCUCUGUCCCUGCCUAGCUAUCAUCUCCCAAAUCAUCCCUAGCUGUGGCAGCUCAGAGACUUCCCCUUGAUGGUGGCGCGGCGCGGCGAUCGCCUUCGGCGACCACCGAGGUGCGGGAGGCUGAGGUGGAAGAAGGAUUGCUCCAGUGGAGGUGGAGGUGGAGGCGGAGGCGGAAGCGGAGGUAGGCUGAAGAGGAGCGAGGUGAUCACUUGAUGGAUUUUGCUUGUGUGCCUAGUGGUAGGCAAGUCUGAUUCUUGGCUGUGGUUGAAGUUAAUUGAAAGGGGGGUAUAUAAUCUUUUUUGUUCUCUUCCUCUCUCCUCUCUACCUUAAUUUGUGUGUCUGAAUGUGUGUUUGCUAUUCUGAACUUCUGAUGAUGAGUUUUCCUUUCAGUUGGUCGGUUUGAUUGUGUGUCAUGUCAUUUAUCUGGAGUUGUGUUGUGUGGCAUGGCCAUGUGUCGUGUGUGUGAUAUGUUAUAAAGAAAGAAAGAAGUGAAGUAUUAAUUGGGAGAAGGAAGAAAAUGAAUGCAGAGAUUUAUGAUUA